AUGCUCUUCUCGGCUGCUGCUCUCCUGGCUCUCCUGCCUGCGGCUCUCGCUGCCCCGGCUACUUCCGGUCCCCUUGACAAGCGCGCCCCGAUCAUCUCGGCCCGCGCUGGCAAGGUCGUUCCCGGCAAGUACAUUGUCAAGCUCAAGGAUGGUGCCUCCGAUGCCGUCGUGAACAAGGUCCUCGGCAAGCACAAGGCCGACCAGAUCUACAAGGGUGGCAAGUUCAAGGGCUUCGCUGGUGCUCUUGACGAUGCUUCCCUCGAGGCCAUCCGCUACCUCCCCGAGGUUGAGUACGUCGAGGAGGAGGCCGAGUUCACCAUCAACGCCGUCGUCUCUCAGACUGGUGCUCCCUGGGGUCUUGCUCGCAUCUCCAGCCGCACUCCUGGUGGCACCACCUACCGCUACGACGAUAGCGCCGGUGCCGGUACUUGCUCGUACAUUAUCGACACUGGUAUCUACACCGCCCACUCGGACUUCCAAGGUCGUGCCAUCUGGGGCAGCAACCACGUCGACAGCUCCAACACCGACGGAAACGGCCACGGCACCCACGUCGCUGGCACCGUUGGCGGUCGCCUCUAUGGUGUCGCCAAGAAGACCACCUUGAUUGCUGUCAAGGUCCUCAACGCCUCCGGCUCCGGCUCCACUUCCGGUGUCGUUGCUGGUAUCAACUAUGUCCAGACCAACUUCCCCAGCCGCAACUGCCCCAACGGCACUGUUGCCAACAUGUCCCUCGGCGGUGGCUACUCUGCCUCCAUCAACACUGCUGCCAGGAACCUCGUCAGCGCCGGUGUCUUCCUUGCUGUCGCCGCUGGCAACGACAACGCCAACGCUGCCAACUACUCCCCCGCUUCCGAGGCCUCUGUCUGCACUGUCGGUGCCACCGCUAGCAACGAUGCCCGCUCCACCUUCUCCAACUAUGGUGCCGUCGUCGAUAUCUUUGCCCCUGGCACCAACAUUCUGAGCACCUGGAUUGGUGGUACCUCCGCUACCCGCUCCAUCUCCGGUACCAGCAUGGCCAGCCCCCACAUUGCCGGUCUCGGCGCCUACCUCCUAACCCUCCAGGGCCGCCGCACUCCUGCUGCUCUCUGUUCCUACAUUGCCAGCAUUGCCACCAACAACGUCAUCACCAGCGUUCCCAGCGGCACCAUCAACAAGCUCGCCUACAACGGCGUUGCUUAA
Molecule: messenger RNA, 1179 nt
Organism: Podospora anserina S mat+
Lineage: Eukaryota; Fungi; Ascomycota; Sordariomycetes; Sordariales; Podosporaceae
Exons: 4
Coding region: 1-1179 (392 amino acids)
Biological process (GO): proteolysis
Molecular function (GO): serine-type endopeptidase activity
Source: RefSeq, a predicted model, not a curated record